Aureobasidium pullulans EXF-150 is the source of this 1593-nucleotide messenger RNA. RefSeq names its product MFS quinate transporter-like protein QutD. Bases 1 to 1593 code for a protein of 530 amino acids. The transcript is spliced from 3 exons. The record is from RefSeq and is a predicted model, not a curated record. Gene Ontology annotation, biological process: transmembrane transport; carbohydrate transport. Gene Ontology annotation, cellular component: membrane. Lineage: Eukaryota; Fungi; Ascomycota; Dothideomycetes; Dothideales; Saccotheciaceae. Gene Ontology annotation, molecular function: carbohydrate:proton symporter activity.
AUGGGUGUCCUUGCCAAAAUCGAAGACAGACCUACGCCGCCAUGCGUCUACAACUGGCGUGUGUACCUUUCGGCCGUCGUUGCUGCCUUCUCUUCUUGCAUGAUUGGUUAUACUACUUCGUUCAUUGGCACGACAGUCGCUCUUGAUUCAUUCCAAGAAUACUAUGGUCUUGACAAAUUGGGCGAUUCGAAGUCUAGCUUCAUUUCUGCCAACAUCGUCUCUCUUUUCCAGGCUGGUGCCUUCUUUGGUUCCAUCUUUGCAUACACCACAUCGUACUUCCUUGGCCGCAGGGCGAGUAUCUGGAUUUUCAUCACAAUCUUCCUUGUUGGUGCUGGCAUCACAUUGAGCCCAAGCCACACAUUGGGUCCCCUCUAUGCCGGAAGAGUCAUCUCUGGCUUCGGUGUAGGCGGAUGUACCAUGGUGGUUCCAAUUUACCUUUCCGAGAUCGCUCCUCCCGCCAUCCGUGGUAGACUUGUCGGUCUUUACGAACUUGGAUGGCAAACCGGUGGCCUCGUAGGCUUCUGGAUUAUCUUUGGUGUUUCCGAGUCGUCGCCCCUUACUGGAAGAGAUCAAUUCUUGGUUCCUUUCGCUAUUCAACUCGUCCCGGCCGGUAUGGUAUUGAUCGGAAGUGUUAUGCUCAGAGAGACGCCACGCUGGCUGUUCAGCAAGGGUCGCCGUGAGCAAGCCAUCAAGAACCUCUGCUGGAUCCGUAACCUCGAACCCACCGAUCAGUACAUCAUCGAAGAAGUCGAGAUGAUGGAGGCCGCAAACGAUGAGAUACCCAAAGGAUUCUUCCAGCCCAUCAAGCUCGCACUCACCGACAGAAAGAUCUUGUGGCGCCUCUUCCUUGGACAUAUGCUCUUCGUCUUGCAGAACUUCUCGGGUAUUAAUGCUAUUAACUACUACUCCCCCACCAUCUUCAGAACUAUGGGUAUCAACAGUAACUAUACCGUCGACCUCAUGACCGGCAUCUUCGGUGUUCUCAAGACAGUCAUGACAGUCCUCUGGCUCACCGUGCUCGUCGAUAAAUGGGGCCGCCGUCAACUCCUCGUCUACGGAUCCAUCGCAGGUGCCUCAUGCAUGUACAUCAUUGGCGCCCUCAUCACUGCCAAAGUUGGCCAAGGCAACCAAGAUACCUCCCACCUGUCUUCCCAAGGUAUCGCCACAAUCGUCAUGGUAUACCUCUGGACAACCUUCUACAUUCCCUCCUGGAACGGUACUCCCUGGGUCAUCAACUCGGAGAUGUUCUCAACCGCUUCUCGCAACGUGGGCCAAGUUUCCGCAUCCAUGGCCAACUGGCUGUGGACGUUCAUCAUCGCUCGCUUCACUCCAGACAUGAUUUCCGGCAUGGGACCUGAUGGCUGUGGCAUGUAUUUCUUCUUUGCGGGUAUGAGCACGUUGUCAUUGUUGUUUGUGUGGUAUCUGUUGCCAGAGACCAAAUCAGUGCCUCUGGAUAAGAUGAACAGGUUGUUUGAGAUCCAGCCGCCGAGAAAAGCGCAGCCGAUUUUGAUGCAGGAGUUGCAGGAUGAGAAUUUGGAAAUGAGUGUUGCGAAUGGGAAAAGGAUGAGUCAGUCUUCAGAGCAUAGGGCGUAG